Scylla paramamosain (green mud crab) is the source of this 960-nucleotide messenger RNA. RefSeq lists its product as uncharacterized. The transcript is spliced from 3 exons. The record is from RefSeq and is a predicted model, not a curated record. NCBI's taxonomy places the organism in Eukaryota, Metazoa, Arthropoda, Malacostraca, Decapoda, Portunidae. The coding region runs from base 1 to 960 and encodes 319 amino acids.
AUGAUAAAGCCAUCAGUAGACCCACACCAUAAAGCCACUUAUAAAGCUCCACCAGUAAAGCCACAUUAUAAAGCUCCACCAGUAAAGCCACAUUAUAAAGCUCCACCAGUAAAGCCACAUUAUAAAGCUCCACCAGUAAAGCCACAUUAUAAAGCUCCACCAGUAAAGCCACAUUAUAAAGCUCCACCAGUAAAGCCACAUUAUAAAGCUCCACCAGUAAAGCCACAUUAUAAAGCUCCACCAGUGAAGCCACAUUAUAAAGCUCCACCAGUAAAGCCACAUUAUAAAGCUCCACCAGUAAAGCCACAUUAUAAAGCUCCACCAGUAAAGCCACAUUAUAAAGCUCCACCAGUAAAGCCACAUUAUAAAGCUCCACCAGUAAAGCCACAUUAUAAAGCUCCACCAGUAAAUCCACAUUAUAAAGCUCCACCAGUAAAUCCACAUUAUAAAGCUCCACCAGUAAAGCCACAUUAUAAAGCUCCACCAGUAAAGCCACAUUAUAAAGCUCCACCAGUAAAUCCACAUUAUAAAGCUCCACCAGUAAAGCCACAUUAUAAAGCUCUGUCAGUAAAGCCACAUUAUAAAGCUCCACCAGUAAAGCCACAUUAUAAAGCUCCACCAGUAAAGCCACAUUAUAAAGCUCUAUCAGUAAAGCCACAUUAUAAAGCUCCACCAGUAAAGCCACAUUAUAAAGCUCUACCAGUAAAGCCACAUUAUAAAGCUCUGUCAGUAAAGCCACAUUAUAAAGCUCCACCAGUAAAGCCACAUUAUAAAGCUCCACCAGUAAAGCCACAUUAUAAAGCUCUACCAGUAAAGCCACAUUAUAAAGCUCCACCAGUAAAGCCACAAUAUAAAGCUCUACCAGUAAAGCCACAUUAUAAAGCUCCACCAGUAAAGCCACAUUAUAAAGCUCCACCAGUAAAAACAUAUUGUAAAGCCACAUGUUCAUAUUCCCAAUAA